Meyerozyma guilliermondii ATCC 6260 is the source of this 1065-nucleotide messenger RNA. RefSeq names its product peptide-N4-(N-acetyl-beta-glucosaminyl)asparagine amidase. The transcript has a single exon. Gene Ontology annotation, cellular component: cytosol; nucleus. The record is from RefSeq and is a predicted model, not a curated record. Gene Ontology annotation, biological process: glycoprotein catabolic process; protein quality control for misfolded or incompletely synthesized proteins; protein deglycosylation. NCBI's taxonomy places the organism in Eukaryota, Fungi, Ascomycota, Pichiomycetes, Serinales, Debaryomycetaceae. The coding region runs from base 1 to 1065 and encodes 354 amino acids. Gene Ontology annotation, molecular function: peptide-N4-(N-acetyl-beta-glucosaminyl)asparagine amidase activity.
AUGAACCAUUUACAGGACUUGAAGAAGGCAUUGACCGAGGCUUAUGCUCAAUCCAGCCUACAAAAUGCUCUGAAGAUCGCCCAGUCGAAAAGUUUGGAGAAAUUGAUUCGUAAUCAUCAGCAAGAUCAACGAUUGAUCUCCACAAUCCUCCAUAUGGCUGAUGUCACUGACACUUAUAACGACCCAAAUGAUAUAGAUUUGGCACUUGAUACGAUAGAUUUGGGUAAGAUCUACGAAAGAGUCGACGCAAGAGAAAAGGAGGACACCAAGCUUGCCUAUCAGGACCUUUUGGUGAUUGAAUUGCUUCACUAUUUCAAACAUGAUUUUUUCACUUGGGUCACCAAGCCAAAAUGUCCUCAAUGUCACAACGAUGGCGGUAAUAUCGAGCCUCAGGGAUCCAGCAGCCCGCCUAAUCCAAAUCCCGACGAAAUCAGUGUGGUGGAAAAUUAUAGGUGUGUGGAAUGUGGGGUAAAUGUGGACUUUGCUCGAAUAAAUAGACCCGCCAAACUCUUGGAAACUCGACUGGGACGUUGCGGUGAGUGGGUCAAUUGUUUUAUGUUACUUUUAAGAGCACUACUAGGAGCAGAGGGCCAUAUUCGGUACGUGUGGAAUAACGAAGAUCAUGUUUGGUGCGAAUUCUACAGUGAUAGUCAAAGUCGAUGGAUCCAUUUAGAUCCUUGUGAGGACGUAUUUGAUGAUCCUAAUCUAUAUUGCCAGAAUUGGGGCAAGGAAAUGAGUUAUUGUAUUGGAUUUGGCGAUUCUUAUGUCAUGGACUUGAGUGAAAAAUACAUCACCAACAAGGAUAAGCAAAUCGACAAAAAGUCAGUGGUUUCAGACUUGCAGCUUAUACCCCGACUCAUAAGACAGAUCAAUGCUCGAAAGCUACUCAAAACGUACGAAUCGUUUAGAUUCGACACUAUCGCACUUCAACGCAUUUAUGACAUUUUGGUGAUGUUCAAUAACGAAAAAGUACUCCUGGCACCAGUAGGUUCAAAAACAGAAGCUGUUGGGCGUCAAUCUGGCACCGCAGAGUGGACUUCGGCUCGAGGGGAAGGCGGUUCUUAA